Messenger RNA from Poecilia latipinna (sailfin molly), 2275 nucleotides. RefSeq names its product carbohydrate (N-acetylgalactosamine 4-0) sulfotransferase 14 (gene chst14). Gene Ontology annotation, cellular component: membrane. Lineage: Eukaryota; Metazoa; Chordata; Actinopteri; Cyprinodontiformes; Poeciliidae. The coding region runs from base 247 to 1371 and encodes 374 amino acids. Gene Ontology annotation, molecular function: sulfotransferase activity. The transcript is spliced from 2 exons. Gene Ontology annotation, biological process: dermatan sulfate proteoglycan metabolic process; carbohydrate biosynthetic process. The record is from RefSeq and is a predicted model, not a curated record.
UCCACCCACUGUAGUGUAUAUUUAGAGUGGGUUCUCCACCGUUUAUGUGAAUACUUUGACGGGAUUUUAUUGUGAUAGUCCGCACAGGAUUUUGGCAAGACGCGCUUGGAAACUUAGUUCGAGCCUUAGAAUGGGUACGUGGUAGGUACCGAGUGGAAACUUCCACACAGAACUGCCAGCAUUUAAAAGUAAAAAAAAAAAAAAAAAAAAGCUGGUGGACACCGGAGAGACGAGCAGGACGCGGUCAUGAUGCUUCCACGCAGGCAGGACUACGGGAAGAGAAGGAGCGACGGCGUGCGGAGCGGCUCCGUUAUAAACUUCAGGAGCGCGGGGAGCCCGGGCUCUGUCCGCCGCAGCUCCGCCCUGCUGCCCUCGGUGCUAACCUUCCUGGUGAUCGUAGCCUCCGGAGGCCUGCUGCUCAUGAUAGAGAAAGGAAUGCUGAACAGCGUGGAGACACCUUCUCCCCGGGGCAGCGCAAGGCGGCUGGAGCUCAUCGGUGAGACCCGGAAAUACGGUGCAGACGGCGCGGACGUGGACUCCCAGAUCCUCCAGGAGAUCCGCAACCGCACCAUCAGGACCAUGUGCAGCCAGAAGAACAUGCCCCACAGCGUCUGGUCCCUGAGCCCCCUGCAGAGGAAGACGGUGCUGCAGCACAUCCUGGUGAACGACGAGUACCGCUUCCUCUACUGCUACGUCCCCAAAGUGGCCUGCUCCAACUGGAAGAGAGUCCUGAAGGUCCUGAGCGGAGCCUUGGAGAGCGUGGACGUCAACAUCAAGAUGGAUCACCGCAGUGACUUGAAGUUUUUGUCCUCCCUGAAGCCUGAGGAAAUUCGCUACCGCCUCAAGCACUACUUCAAGUUCAUGUUCGUGCGGGAGCCCAUGGAGCGGCUGCUUUCCGCCUACAGGAACAAGUUCGGAGAGAUCGAAUCCUACCAGAAGAAGUACGGAGCGGAGAUCGUGAAGCGCUACAGGAAGGGCCGUGCCAAAGAUGCGUCCGUGACGGGAGACGACGUGACCUUCGGAGAGUUUGUCCGUUACUUGUUGGACGAGGACGUGGAGCGCAUGAAUGAGCACUGGAUGCCCAUUUACAACUUGUGCCAGCCCUGCGCCGUUUCUUAUAACUUCAUAGGCUCUUAUGAGCAGCUUGGAAGGGACUCGGAGUACGUGCUGCAGCGCAUUGGGGCGCCGCCUUUUGUUCACUUCCCGGAGAGGCAGACGUGGUACAAGCCCGUCACCACACAAACGUUACACUAUUACUUGUGCACUUUGCCGCAGAAGCUACUCAGGGAACUCCUGCCGAAGUACAUUUUAGACUUCUCUCUCUUUGCUUACCCCCUCCCAAACACAACCACUGAGCACUGCCGGCAUUAAUACAUGUUCCUUUUUCUGGUUUUUAAAUGUUUAUAUAUAUAUAUAUGCAUAGAAAUUCAUUUUAUAUUAUUUUUGUUCCUAAGGAAAAAAAGUAUUAUUUUAAGAGAUGUUAAACAUGUACUUCUGAUGUCACACCAACCACUAAAGCUUCAAAAAGGUCAUUGAAACCUGUAUGAAUUGUUACAGUAAAUAGGUCACAAUUGUGUCAGCUAGUUCAUUACUGGCAUGGAUCUUAGUAAUUUAUUUUAAUUUGUCUGAACUGUUGUUCUUGUCAGGUUGGAAUGAUGAAACAACAUUCAACUUCAAAGAAAAAUUAAACAAACGUAAUAUAUUUUCUCUAACCCGCUAAUUAGCUAGCUGCUUAAAAUGAACCAGCUGUGGUCAAAUAUCUGGCUGGAUAUUUGACCAUUCUUCUAACAUGGAGUGUUAGAAUACCCAGUUAAUUUCAAACUAUUUGUUGAUUUGAGGAGAAGUUUGAAGGUAGUUCACCUUUCAUCAGUAAUCCAUCUAAUUUGUGCCAUGUACCAGUACCCUUCAAAAUCAUUCUACCAUUUCUGAUAAGAGGACCAGAACUAUGCCAGAACCAUCUUGAUGGCUAUAGGUGCCCCGUUGCCAAGGUGCAGUUUGCUAAGAGACAUUUGACCAAAUAUUUUGGGGUGUAUUUUGUUUAACUUUGAACAUGUGUAGAUUAGGGAAAGAAAAAAAAAAAAAAAAAAGUUCAGAUUUAUUUGUACCCAGUUCUGUUCUAAAAUAAAUUUUGGUGCAUGUUGUGUUACCAACACUCUGCCAAAAACUAAAUUACAGAACUUUUAUACUUUUAAGUCAAUCUAAUGUUCUAAUCUUGGACAGCGAUGUCCCUCCCCUCCUCUUACUUCUCAUGGAGCAUUAAACUGUUACCAUCUAA